UAACAAGUUCCUUCAUACUACUAGUCUUGUUAUUAUCUGUGCUAAUUAACGGUGAUGCAAGAUCACUAGGUGAAGUCUGUCAUGAUGAAGCUCAAUGUUUGGGAAACGUUACGGAUAUCGUACAAUCAUGGUUCAAAGAAAAAUGGAUUAUUAACAUCAAUUUUACAUGGUUUUGGUUUCGUCCUUGGAGGUUCGGUACUUGUUUUUGCAGUUAUUAGUUUCAUGUUCCCAUCUAAUUUUGCUACACUUGUAACUGAUCCCAUUAUUCUUAAAACUAAUAAUCUCGAAAGAUUUUCAUCUCCCAAUUCGCAAAAGUCCUCGAGUAAUGUUACGACUUCAAGUGUUGUACCCAUUGAUCUUCCUGGAAAAUUGGUGGUUACAGAAGAUAAUUUAGUUCCAACCUUAAGUACUGAUUUUUUUAGUGAUAGAAAUAGCAGUAGCACUAAAGCUUAUGAUCAGAAGCAAAGAAAUGAGAGUAAUGUGGAUUCUCCUGGUGCUGGUGAUUGUAAUAUUUUUGAGGGUGAAUGGGUAAUGGCUAAUGAUUCAAAACUGUAUUAUCCUCCUGGUUCUUGUCCUUACCUAAAAAGUCAACGAUCGUUCGAUUGUCACAGCAACGGGAGACCGGAUGACAAAUAUCUAAAGUGGAAGUGGCAGUGGCAAUCUCAUCCAACAAAUGCAGGGUGCAUUUACAAUAUACCCAGCUUCCUUAAUGCAACCGAUUUCUUAGAGAGAUUGAGAGGAAAGAAAUUGGUGUUUGCAGGCGACUCCUUGAAUAGGAAUAUGUACAUAUCUAUGGUGUGCAUAUUUUGGGGUGUGAUUCCUGACAAGAGCAGAAUUGUGAGAAGUGGAGGAGAUUUCAUUACUGUAUACAAGGACUACAAUUGUACAGUCGCAUAUGUGCAUACUGCAUUUCUGGUAAACCAUCUCGGGGUACAUACACCAGAAAAGGAGACCCUAAGAUUGGACCAGAUUGACGAGGCAUCAUCAUCCAGAUAUCGUGACGCUGAUCUUAUAGUUUUUGAUUCAUGGCAUUGGUGGGGUGGUGAUAAAACUCACUUUGGUAUCAACUUCUUUCAAGAGGGAAAUUACUUGUAUCCAAAGCUGGAUAUAAAUAAAGCAUUCAAGAAAGCCCUUACUACUUGGAGAAAAUGGAUUGACAGGAAUAUUGACUCUAACAAAACUCAAGUUAUUUUCAGAGGAUUUUCGCUAGUCCAUUUCCAUGGAGGGAAAUGGAACACAGGUGGAGGAUGUAAUCUAGAAACGGAGCCGAUCCCGAGUAAUGAAACAUAUGUAAAGCCAUCCCCUAUUCAAUGGGAAAUACUAGAAAACACUCUUCGAAGAAUGAAGACUAAUGUUUUGUAUAUGAACAUCAGUAAGCUUACGUACUAUCGAGCCGACGCACACCCUUCUGUAUAUGGAAAAGUUUACCCCGCGCAAGAGAGAUUAAAAGCUCAUCAGGAUUGCAGUCAUUGGUGCUUACCAGGUGUACCUGAUACUUGGAAUGAGUUGUUGUAUGCUACUCUUCUGAAGGCUGGUAAAGGAUCCUUUGGCACCUAAUUGUAAAGAACUGAUCAAUGUAAAAUUCACGCGUGUUCACAAGCAACCACUUGGUUGGAGUAUUAGAUAUAUCUUUUUCAUCAUGAUUGAUU
This is a messenger RNA of Papaver somniferum (opium poppy), 1649 nucleotides long. RefSeq names its product protein trichome birefringence-like 2. The transcript is spliced from 5 exons. Lineage: Eukaryota; Viridiplantae; Streptophyta; Magnoliopsida; Ranunculales; Papaveraceae. Gene Ontology annotation, cellular component: Golgi apparatus. The record is from RefSeq and is a predicted model, not a curated record. Gene Ontology annotation, molecular function: O-acetyltransferase activity. The coding region runs from base 82 to 1557 and encodes 491 amino acids.